AUGUCGUCUCUCUCUACACCUCCUAAUGACAAAGAGCUGAGAUUCGACAAGAUAUCAGCUCCGUACGAAUGGCUUGAGUCAUACCGUCCUGGAGGCUAUCAUCCUGUCCAUCUGGGCGAUGAGUUCAAAGAUGGCCAGUACAAGGUCGUGAGGAAACUUGGAUGGGAGACUUUUUCGACUGUUUGGCUCGCGCGGGAUGUGAAAAACGCACGCUAUGUCGCUCUAAAGAUCAUCACUGCAAACAGUGAUACAACUCGAGAACUCGAUAUCCUAAACCAUCUCGCCAAAACAGACAGCAGAUAUAUCACCCAUCUUCUCGACCACUUCACCCACACCGGUCCAAACGGACAACUCAAAUGUCUCAUCUUCGAACCAAUGGGCCCAAGCGUAGACAACCUAGUCUACGAAUUCCCACAAUACAACCGACGGCAGAAUGCCAUGGUAGCGCGACAUCCUAUGAAAAUAGCAAAGAGUAUCCUGAAGUAG
Fusarium coffeatum is the source of this 486-nucleotide messenger RNA. RefSeq lists its product as uncharacterized. Bases 1 to 486 code for a protein of 161 amino acids. The record is from RefSeq and is a predicted model, not a curated record. The transcript is spliced from 2 exons. NCBI's taxonomy places the organism in Eukaryota, Fungi, Ascomycota, Sordariomycetes, Hypocreales, Nectriaceae. Gene Ontology annotation, biological process: spliceosomal complex assembly; regulation of mRNA processing.